GCACUAACCGAGCAAAGAGGACAGCGCCGGGGUCCGCCUCGGGAGAUUACAUGCAAGAGAGAUGAGGACGAUAUCUACAGCUGUGGUUAUUCAUCCAAGAGAGAUCCUGAAAAAUCCAAAGAACAAGGUGUCCUCCAUAACUAACCACCUCAUGGAAAGACGCUGUAGACUGAAUGCACGGCAGAUUAGCGAAAAAGACACAGUGCCAUCUCUUCUGCCAUCUGUUUCUGCAUCUAGACACGAGUCGACUGAACGAAUGACGCAUGAGGACAUGGACAGUGGCAGUGACCUUUCAGACACCGAGAGGAUCCCACAGCCUGCUUCCACUGCUGAACCCCCACUGCUUUGCCUACGAGAAGAAGUCAUUGAGUCCUCCGACUUCCAACCAUCACAUGCUCCAUCUAGGUCACGCAACACCUCUCGUAACAGCUACCCUGAUUUCCUACCUCCGCCUUUUAACUCCUGGAGCCUCCGAGACUUGGCGAUGUACUUAAACACUGAUGGUAAAAACAUCCCACGCUCUAGACCUGUUAACCAGUUUGAGAGAUACUUGGACCGACUUCUGCAGCUAGAAUGGCGGCAAAUCCUAACACUCCACGAAGAGAGCAGCAAGUCCACAUGGAUUGUACGGCGUAGAUCCCAUUCCAAUCUUAGUGCCCCAAAAAGCAUCCUGCAGUGCCAGCGUGCCUUUCCCUUCACCUUACUGUCUUCCGUCCAUCCACAAACCUGCAACCGUUACUCUGUGUCUGUAUGUACAUACGCUCACAACUCGCACCCGUUGACAGAAAAAAGUAGACUCCCUAGAAGGAGCAGUAGUGAGACUCGGCCUCAACGUCUCAACACACUCAGCGAUUCUUCUUUGGACCAUCUGAAACGCAUGCAGGCCAUCGGGAACAUCCGUAACCCGUCAGCACACAGUCCUUACAUGAACAUUUCAAUGGGAGUAGAUCCUCUGAGGAGAAAGAGCUCAGGGAGAAGGAGUCGCUCCUGUGAGGACGAGAGCAAAGACGGUUAUGGAACAAUGCAAUCUGAGAGAAGAACAGGAGCUCCCCUUGUUACAGAUUCAAAUUCUUCAGGUUCUACCAUUUCUGAGAAAGAACAAGUCAUUGAAAGGACAGCUGUGAAACACAAGCAUGUUGAGUUUGUUUUUCAAGAGCAGUAA
Molecule: messenger RNA, 1162 nt
Organism: Clarias gariepinus (North African catfish)
Lineage: Eukaryota; Metazoa; Chordata; Actinopteri; Siluriformes; Clariidae
Gene: fam217bb
Product: family with sequence similarity 217 member Bb
Exons: 3
Coding region: 62-1162 (366 amino acids)
Source: RefSeq, a predicted model, not a curated record